AUGAACGUCUCGGAACUGAUGCACCACUCCUCUUCUCCCCCCUCACAAUCAUCCAUUGACUCGACAAUCACUUUAUGGCAAUUCCUUCUCGAACUAUUACAACAGGAACAAAAUGGAGACAUCAUUGAGUGGACACGUGGCGCUGAUGGUGAAUUUCGGCUGAUUGAUGCAGAAGCAGUGGCCAGGAAGUGGGGACAACGAAAGGCGAAACCGCAUAUGAACUACGAUAAGCUGUCGAGAGCGUUGAGAUAUUAUUAUGAGAAGAACAUUAUUAAAAAGGUAAUCGGAAAGAAGUUUGUCUAUCGAUUUGUAACUACUGACACCCAAUCAAUGUCAAACGCCCCAUCCGAUUACUGUACUCCUCCAAAUAUGAGCAUGUGUUUUGUGAAGGAGGAGCAAGAUAUUAAACACGAGAUUCCAACAUGCCUCCCUGCUCCAGUUCCUCCUCCUCCUCCAACGAAUAUCUCCAGAAAUACAGAUUUCUCUGCGUUAAGUCUUUUGGGAACUGAUGUGCCAUCAACUGCACAUAGUGUGAGCACACCAAGUCCCACAGAUAGUGUCUGCUCCCCGUCCAGCAGUAUCACCUCUUCAGCCACUCCAUCCACAUCAUCGCCAGUCGAUGAGUCCCGUCAAUCCAGAAAGCGUUCGUUGUCUCCGAAUCUUGCCACGUCAUCAGUGUCUUCUUCUGCCACGUCAUCAUCAUUCACAAGCACCACAUCAUCAAUGACAACGUUGUCUGCACCACCUCCAUCGAAAAAAGGAAUGAAGCCGAAUCCUCUGAAUCUAACUGGGACGACAGAUUUCACACUGGCUCCGCCCCUUUCUCCAUUUUUCAUGCUUCAAAAUCAUCAGAACUCUCCAUUACUGCAACAACAAAUUGGGCAGUUGUAUGCUUUCACUGCAGCAAAUGCGCUGGCAUCUGCUGGCUUAUAUGGACCCCAAAUUUCACCACUUUUGACAUCACAAAGUCCGUUUAGAAGUCCACUAACGACUCCGAAGAAUUUGGGACUGGGAGAUAUUGGAAAAACACCGGGUACUGGUGAUAGUCAGGUUUUCCAAUUCCCGCCAGUGUCCGCAUUCCAGUCAAACAACACCCUACUGAACACAUUCUCCAAUUUGAUCAGUCCAAUCGCCCCAUUUAUGAUGCCCUCUCAGUCGAGCACUUCGUUUAAGUUUCCAUCAACAUCGGAUUCCCUUAAAACACCGACUGUACCUAUAAAAAUGCCCACUUUAUAA
Caenorhabditis briggsae is the source of this 1236-nucleotide messenger RNA. RefSeq names its product Protein CBR-ELK-2 (gene Cbr-elk-2). Gene Ontology annotation, biological process: cell differentiation; regulation of transcription by RNA polymerase II. The record is from RefSeq and is a predicted model, not a curated record. Bases 1 to 1236 code for a protein of 411 amino acids. NCBI's taxonomy places the organism in Eukaryota, Metazoa, Nematoda, Chromadorea, Rhabditida, Rhabditidae. Gene Ontology annotation, molecular function: sequence-specific DNA binding; DNA-binding transcription factor activity, RNA polymerase II-specific. Gene Ontology annotation, cellular component: nucleus. The transcript is spliced from 4 exons.